GCGGCGCAGAGCUUAGGGGGCAGGUGUCUGUCCGGGCCCGGGGCCCGGGGGCCGCAGCCAUGAGUGUCACCCGGAGCGACAGCGACUGGCAGGGGCUGCUGAGCGAGUAUCUGGUGUGUAAAAGGAAGCUAGAAAGUAAGAAGGAAGCCCUUCUAAUCCUUUCCAAAGAAUUGGAUACAUGCCAGCAGGAGAGAGACCAAUACAAACUCAUGGCCAAUCAGCUGCGAGAGAGACAUCAAUCUCUGAAAAAGAAAUACCGAGAGCUGAUCGAUGGAGAUCCAUCUAUUCCCCCUGAAAAAAGGAAACAGGCUAACCUUGUACAACUGCUGAGUGACUCUCGGGACCGAAAUCAUCAUCUGGGAGAAGAAAUUAAGGAACUUCAGCAGAGGCUGGGAGAAGUCCAGGGAGACAACAAGCUCCUGAGGAUGACAAUAGCCAAACAGAGACUGGGAGAUGAAGAGAUUGGGGUCCGGCACUUUGCCGCACAUGAGCGGGAAGACCUGGUGCAGCAGCUGGAGAAAGCCCGUGAACAAAUUGAGUCUCUAGAGCACGACCUGCAGGCCUCUGUGGAUGAGCUCCAGGACGUCAAAGACGAGCGCUCUUCCUAUCGGGACAAAGUGGACCGGCUGAAUCAAGAGCUGCACCAUAUCCUGGGCGGCCACGAGAACCGCAUCAUUGACGUGGAUGCCCUCUGUAUGGAGAACAGAUACCUUCAAGAGAGAUUAAAGCAACUUCAUGAAGAAGUCAAUCUACUGAAAUCUAACAUCGCCAAAUACAAGAGCGCCCUGGAGAGGCGGAAGAACUCAAAGUCACAGGGCAGAUCCAGUAGCAGCUCUCUGACUGGGGUCCUGUCAGCAAAGCAAGUCCAAGAUUUAUUAUCCGAAGACCACGGAUGCAGCCUGCCUGCCACCCCUCAGUCCAUUUCCGACCUCAAAUCUUUGGCGACUGCCCUGUUGGAGACAAUCCACGAGAAGAACAUGGUCAUUCAACACCAGAGGCAGACCAACAAGAUCCUUGGUAACCGGGUGGCUGAACUGGAGAAAAAGUUGAGAACUUUGGAAGUUUCUGGUUUGUGGAGUCUCCCAGGUCUGAGCUACAAAGUUUCCGUGGGAUUUGGGAGAGGUAAAGACACCAUUUCAUUCAGUGACCCCUCCCUUCCGGCCACUGAGAGAUCGAGGUCUCCGCUGCUGAGAUUCCUGGAGAGGCCAACCGAGAGUAAAGUGCAUCCCAAGGAUGCCGAGCACAAGAGAGAGCCAGAAGACGGUUGUGCUGCUGUCACGGCGGAGUCGAGGGCGAGAACCUUUGGACAUUCCUUCACAGAGCAGGGAUCCGGUAGCCAGCAAGACUGCUCUCACCUCAUGUUGCCCCAGCUGCCUCCUGAGAGAGAUGAAAUAAACACGCUGGGAAGCGAAGUCAUAAAACUGACAGAAGAGCGGGCAGCUGCGGACCCGGGAAAGGAGCGGCUGGAGGAUCCCGGACUUCGGUCAUCGGGGUCCGAUCGGCCAAGGCCUGGCCCCCCUAAUGAGGGGGAGACCCCUCCUGCCUCCAGUCCCGAUUCCCUUCCCCUCAGCACGCCCUCGGAUUUAGGAGGGGGGCCAACCGGGGACGGCUGUCCGCCGGGAGAGGACGAAACCGUCCCAGGGGAGGGUUUCUCGGACACCGUGAACACGUGAGGGAUCAGAGAAUCGGAGGUGGUGACCGGUGGGCCUCACCCUAGAGGGAGAGUCUGAGGCUUAGGAACGGGCCAAAGAGGCCUCUGAUCCCAAGAGCGAAGCGCCUCCAGUCCUUGGCAAACUGUGUGUUUUGAUGGUGGCAGAGGCACAGCCCGGUUUAGUCCACACAGGUCUUCCAGCUCCUCUCUGUCAUCUCUCCUGUCCACAGCUGAACUGCUGAGAAGACAGGGGAUUCCUGAGACUGGGGCUGCCUGUGGCUGGUGCCUCCAUCAAUCUUCCUGUCACCAUUUGCUUAGUUAGAGAUAAGAUGUUUUUCUGUUAUCGCUUAAGGUGAUCAAUCAGGAUUAGAGAAAGAGUGUGAAGCGGGUGGGUGUUAAUCAGGGCUCUGGAUCCAGGAAUGAUUACGAUUGGGGGGGCUGCGGGGAGUGGGUGUAAUCGGACAUGAGUGUCUAGGCUUUCUGGUCACCUCUCCAGUAGGAGCUCAGGAUGAUCAUUCCUGGCCCAGGACCUACAAACUCAGGGGGAAGGGCUGGAAAACGGCAGGGAAGAAGGGGUAAGCAGGCCUAAGUCUGCAUCCUCUGUUUAGAACUAUCCACUUGAAGGGAUAGGUGCCAUAUGUGGGAGUUGUGAUUUGGGGGGGGGCGGGGGGUGUGUUUGUGGGGGCGGGUGCCCUGUGUAUAUACAGUUUGGUCUGUGCAGUGGAAUUCAGAGAGGCUUUUUAGAGAAGCAGCGUGGCCUGAUGGAAAGAGCACAGACCAGGAUUCUGAUCCCCGUUCCACCACU
Ornithorhynchus anatinus (platypus) is the source of this 2456-nucleotide messenger RNA. RefSeq names its product coiled-coil domain containing 149 (gene CCDC149). The record is from RefSeq and is a predicted model, not a curated record. NCBI's taxonomy places the organism in Eukaryota, Metazoa, Chordata, Mammalia, Monotremata, Ornithorhynchidae. The transcript has 13 exons. Bases 60 to 1673 code for a protein of 537 amino acids.